GGAAUAUUAAUAACUCUUUUUUUUUUGGGUUUUGUAUUUUUUGGUGAGGUUAAGUUUGAUUUCACUUGACAGUUCUGAUUGUGAACUGAGUUAUAUUUUAUGGUGUGAGAACCAAAGCCAGGAACCACAGCUAAGACUUAUAAAUAUGAGAAUUUAAAAGAGAGCCUGGAGCCCCCAGUCUUGUGUUUCACAUGCUUGCUUUGUAAGAGAGGGCAGGACUGCUCUGAUGUCUCUCCCAGAUAAGGGGCUCUGCCUGCUUCAGUCCAUUUUUCAGCAAGGAAAAGCUCGUGAUUUAAUGUUGAGUAUAAAGCUUCAGAAGACCAGCAAGGAAAUAAAGUAUCUCAUAUGGUGAGAUAUAAAAUGCAGCGGUGUAGAUUUUAGAGGAGAUGGCAGAAUUUACGGAAGCUGGCUAUCCCAGGCAAUUGGCAACGGAGAGUCAAGGAGACAGAUUUAAGACUCACCAGAAGGAAACUCUUAUAUCAGUGGGAAGAAAGUCAAAUGCCUGGCAAAUGCUUGCUGCUGUCCAGUAAAGUGUAUUGACACUGAAAAGAAAAUGUAAAUAAGAUGAAAGAAGCCCAAGUUUAUUGUGGCCGGAUGAAAUUCAGGGAGACCGUCUUGCUAGGAGGAAGGAGAGGAUGUGUAUAAGUUGGGGGAAAAUAUCAGCGACAUUGGGACAAAUUCUGGAGGAGCUGUCACGUUUGCUGAUUAAAGAUUGGAUAUAACUUAAAAGAAGCAAGAUUCUAAUCACUACAUAUUGGACGCCGGCCUCCUUUGACCUCGGAAACUGAAAAUGAGGUUGCUAUGGGAACUGCUUGUGCUGAAAUCAUUCAUGUUGUGCCUUGCAGAUGAUAAUAUACUGCGUGGACCAGUUUUCAUCCAAGAACCAAGCAGUGUUGUUUUUGCACUGGAUUCUGAUGAGAAGAAAGUCAAAUUGAGCUGUGAAGUUAAGGGAAAUCCUAAACCAACGAUAAGGUGGAAGUUAAAUGGAACCAUAGUUGACAUUGGUAUGGAUUACCGCUACAGUGUGGUUGAAGGCAGCUUGUUGAUCAAUAAUCCCAAUAAGACUCAAGAUGCUGGAACAUACCAGUGCAUAGCAACAAAUUCGUUCGGAACAAUUGUUAGCCGAGAAGCAAAACUACAGUUUGCGUAUCUGGAAAAAUUCAAAACCAGGACUAGGAGUACAGUAUCUGUCCGACAAGGACAGGGCAUGGUAUUGCUCUGUGGACCACCACCACAUUCUGGAGAACUAAUCUAUGCCUGGAUCUUUAAUGAAUACCCAUCGUUUGUGCACCAAGAUAAUCGCCGCUUUGUUUCUCAAGAGACUGGAAAUUUAUACAUAGCUAAAGUGGAGAAAUCUGAUGUGGGGAAUUACACAUGUGUGGUGACAAAUAGUGUGACCAACAACAGAGUGCUGGGACCUACAACACCUUUAAUCCUGAGAAAUGAUGGAGUGAUGGGUGAAUAUGAGCCAAAAAUUGAAGUUCAAUUCCCAGAAAUGGUUCCAUCUGCAAAAGGAACAACUGUGAGAUUGGAGUGUUUUGCACUUGGAAACCCAGUUCCAGCUAUCAGCUGGAGAAGAGCAGAUGGAAAACAAAUCCCCAAAAAAGCUCGGAGGCACAAAUCGAGCAGCAUUCUUGAAAUCCCAAAUUUCCAGCAGGAAGAUGCCGGCCUUUAUGAGUGUGUGGCUGAAAAUGUGAGAGGAAGGAACGUGGCUCGAGGCCAGCUGACGUUUUAUGCUCCUCCCAACUGGACUCAGAGAAUAAACGAUGCCCAUGUGGCUAUCGAGGAAAACAUCUACUGGGAAUGUAAAGCAAACGGGAGACCAAAGCCUUCUUACAGCUGGUUGAAGGAUGGUGAGCUGCUCCUCCCUCAGGAAAGAAUUCAGAUUGAGCACGGCACACUCACCAUAACCAAUGUGAGCCUCUCGGACACCGGCAUGUAUCAGUGUGUAGCUGAAAACCGAUACGGAGCCAUCUAUAUCAGCGCGGAACUGAGCGUAAUCGCUGUGGGUCCAGAUUUUUCCAAAAACUACUUGAAAAGGUUAACUCUUGUUAAAGUUGGUGGUGACGCAACCAUUGAGUGUAAGCCCAAAGCUUCCCCAAGGCCUACCUUUACUUGGAAGAAAGGAAAAGAGAUCCUAAGAGAAAAUGAGAGGUAUACUAUCAUGGAAGAUGGGACUCUGAAGAUUAUCAAUGUCACUAAAGCAGAUGCUGGCAGUUACACAUGCAUAGCAACAAAUCAUUUUGGAGUAGCCAGCAGUACUGGGAACCUGGUGAUAAAAGAUCCAACACGGUUUAUGGUGGCACCUACCAGCAUGGAUGUCACUGCUGGUGAGAGUAUUCUUCUUCCUUGCCAGGUAUCUCAUGAUCAUCCGCUAGAUAUUAUGUUUACUUGGUCAUUUAAUGGACACCUGAUAGACUUUGAAAGAGAUGGGGAUCACUUUGAAAGAGUUGGAGGGCAGGAUUCAGCUGGUGAUUUGAUGAUCAGAAGCAUCCAGCUGAAUCAUGCUGGAAAAUACGUCUGCAUGGUGCAAACGAGUGUGGACAAGCUAUCGGCUGCUGCAGACCUGAUUGUAAGAGGUCCACCAGGUCCGCCUGAAGCUGUGACAAUUGAUGAAAUCACAGACACCACAGCUCAGGUCUCUUGGAGGCCAGGACCUGACAAUCGCAGCCCUAUCACAACAUACGUGGUUCAAGCAAGGACCCCAUUUUCUGUGGGAUGGCAAGCAGUUAAUACAGUGCCAGAGGUCAUUGAUGGAAACACAUUUACAGCAACAGUGGUGGGUUUAAAUCCGUGGGUUGAGUAUGAAUUCCGAGUGGUUGCUGCCAGCCUUAUUGGGAUAGGAGAGCCAAGCAAACCAUCUGAGAAGCGGAGAACUGAAGAGGCUCUUCCUGAAGUAACUCCAGCUAAUGUCAGUGGAGGUGGUGGUACUAAGUCUGAGUUGGUGAUAACCUGGGAGACAGUUCCCGAAGAGUUACAGAAUGGAGGUGGAUUUGGUUAUGUGGUUGCUUUUCGUCCAGUUGGCACAAUCAGUUGGAUGCAGACAGUAGUGGCUUCUCCAGAUGCCUCCAAGUAUGUGUUUCGGAAUGAGAGCCUUCCACCAUUUUCACCAUAUGAAGUCAAAGUGGGUGUGUACAACAACAGAGGCGAAGGUCCGUUCAGCCAUGUCACAGUUGUAUAUUCAGCUGACGAAGAGCCCAACAAAGCUCCAACCAGCAUCUUUGCCAGAAGCAUGUCUGCUUCAGAAGUAGAAGUAUUUUGGUCCAUGCUGCCAGAAACACAGAGCAAAGGAAGAAUACAGGGCUAUGAGGUUAGAUACUGGCAACAUGGAGAUAAAGAGGAGCAAGCUGGAAGAAUGAAAACCAUGACCAACCAAACAUUUGCUAGAAUCAGCAACUUGAAGGGCAAUGCAUUGUACCACUUAGCUGUCAAAGCUUACAACACUGCAGGGAUGGGACCUUCCAGCGCUGUAGUCAAUGUAACAACCAAGAAGCCACCACCAAGCCAACCACCUGGAAACAUCAUAUGGAAUUCAUCAGACUCAAAGAUUAUACUGAACUGGGAUCAAGUGAAAGCACAGAAUAAUGAAUCUGAGGUGAAAGGAUACAAAGUUUUUUACAGAUGGAAUAAACAAAGCAGCACCUCUAUAAUAGAAACUAACAAAACAUCUGUGGAGCUUUCACUACCUUUUGAUGAAGAUUACAUCAUAGAAAUAAAGCCAUUCAGUGAUGGAGGUGAUGGCAAUAGCAGCGAGCAAAUCCGAAUUCCAAAGAUAUCAAAUGCCUACGCAAGAGGGUCAAGUGCUUCGACUUCAAAUGCCUGCACCCUGUCUGCCAUCAGCACAAUAAUGAUUUCCCUCACAGCUAGAUCAAGUUUAUGACAAAAAAUAUCUAAAGGACUUCCUGUUAAUGAUAUAACUAAGCAACAUUUAGCUAGUUGUUUUGAAGACACCCAGUACUAAGUAAUAUUGUUGUUCGAGUACAUCUUACUACUGGAAAAAAUAUUUUAUGCUUCUCUAGGAAUGGCAUUAUACGGUACUUCCUCAAAGCAAAUAUAGCUUUGUCUGAAGUUUCCUUGGAAACUCUGCAAUGCACUGAAAACAUCUGUAAUACGAUGUUACCAAAGCAGUUUACAUAUGUCCUUAUAUGCAUAUUUUUAUUAUAUAUUUAGUGUUUUAUAGACUUUUUUAAGGUUAACAUAUGAUGUAGAUAUUAAUUUCCUUUCCCCUCUGCUAUAAAAUACUACUGAUGACAUUAACCUUGCAAAUAUAUAUUGUUUUGGAAUGUUUUAUGGCCAAAAGGUCAAAGUCCUCAAUAAUCAGUUUCGAAUUGAUUGUAUAGUUUUACAAGAGUGAAUAUUGAUGGAGCUCUUUUGGCCUUGAUCUCUCCUCCAAGGCUUCUGGAAACAGAAAGCAUUCCCUUAUGUUUUUUAUGAAGCCUCGCCUUCUCUCCCUUCCUCUCCUCUUGUUGACCCUCAAGCUGCACACAUAGACACUAACACUCACACACACACACACACACACACACACACACACACACACACACACUGGUGAUAAGUGGAGGCUCUCCUCAUGGUCUUGUUUACUGAGUUAGACUGCUUUCACAAGGAAAAGAUAGAUACACUUGAAGCAUAGGACAUUAUGCCCCCGGCACUACAACUGAACACAGAAGAAUCAAUGACUCUGGGGAGCUCUCUGAUAUAGGCAGAAUGGGAAUGGAUACAAUGGUCUCGCUUCCAUCCCAUACUUUUCCUAUACAAGAUUCCAUUUUUUUUUUUUUGGAAGAUCAGAUGAUUAAAAUAAUGCAUUUGCUUUCAGGCUGUUAAGUCAAGCACAUAAUAAUCAUCUAGCUAAUAUUUUGAUGAUGCCUAUCAAGAUUUUUAUCUGAAUGUACUGAUUUAGCUUUCUCUAACUUUUAACAAAUAUUGAAUUAAUGUUCAUUCCAUUUAGCUAUCAUCACUCCAGUGGUAAAGUAAAACCAAUACUGUUAUAGCAGAGAACAGGAUUCCAAAAGUGGUAAAAAUCUCAAAUUCUCUCAGUUGGACAAUUGACAUCAUUCUGGAUUUUCACCAUUUUAAUCAGGAAGUCUGCAAAUCUGGGAGACUUUAUAUGAAAGAUAGCUAUACUUUGUCUGAGCAGAUGUUUAUUUUGACAGAUAUACAUGUUAACUGUAAUUUUCUAAAGAUUGGUUUCAUGCACAGUUAUCCAUGGCUAUAGAUUUUAUUUGACUAUAGGUCAAAAACUAAUGAUAAUAACAUUUUCAUGAAUUACUUCUCUUACAAUGCAUGUCUGGGUGUCUCCAUGCCCUUUGAAAUAGUUUUUCUCUCUUUGACAAUUUCCAAUCCUCCUGGCUUUCUGCUACCAUAAGAGAUCAGAACCUGAAAUUGUAUGUUCUAAAGACCAAGGUUCAGUUUUCUUGACCACGUUGUCAUACAUAUCUAGCGUGUUAGUAAAAUUGAAUUCAAAUGUGAGUACAAUCUUUCAUGGAGUCAUUUCAUGCAGCCUCUGUUCAUUCCAGUAACGCUUGUGCUGGAGCAUAGUUUGGUGAAAGGCCCAAUCCAGUGGGUUCAGUCUGCAUGCAGAGGUUUUAAUGUAGGCAUGAAGUUCUACACAAGUCAGCUCAUGCAGAGCUUCUGUGUGCACUAGUCUAGCAAAGUCCUAGAUCAUGUCCAAAAUUUAUAAGAAAAAUAUAUUAAUACAAAAGAGAUUUCUUACUAUGGAAAAUUUUUGUAAGUAUGCUCAGAUGGAUCAAUGAUCAUUCAAAUGAUAUACUUUUCUAUUAAUUUUUUCCCAAGUUUUAAAAAUGCACAGCAGAGGUUUCUAAUUUGUUCUUCCGAAUAGCUUCAAUUUGCCUGUAAUUUGUCUCUUUUGCUUCCAGAACAAUACAAGCUAACUUUUAAACCUUUAAAAAUAUAUUUAUUAAGUAAUUCAUAACCAGGAUUCCACUUGUGUAAGUCAGGGGUGUUAAUCAGAGAAAUAUUGUCAGUAUUUCAAGCUGUGUUCCUUUCUUAGUUUGAUAUGGUUACUUCUAUGUAAAAACUAAAAACUAAAAAAAACUGCAAAAGAAAGAAAAUGAAAGAAAAAAGCCUAUGUAGUUUUUCUCCCCAGUGUAAAUGAUAUUUAUCAGUGAUCUAGAAGAUGUAAUCUUUUUUAAAGUUAUUGGUAAUAAAUAUUCUGUUAUUUGUAAAGA
Anolis carolinensis (green anole) is the source of this 6188-nucleotide messenger RNA. It is a transcript of the gene cntn4, whose product is annotated as contactin 4. Gene Ontology annotation, biological process: brain development; axon guidance; cell-cell adhesion. Bases 791 to 3880 code for a protein of 1029 amino acids. The transcript is spliced from 23 exons. The record is from RefSeq and is a predicted model, not a curated record. Lineage: Eukaryota; Metazoa; Chordata; Lepidosauria; Squamata; Anolidae. Gene Ontology annotation, cellular component: plasma membrane; axon. Gene Ontology annotation, molecular function: cell-cell adhesion mediator activity.